This is a messenger RNA of Cataglyphis hispanica, 2860 nucleotides long. RefSeq names its product gephyrin-like. Gene Ontology annotation, molecular function: molybdopterin molybdotransferase activity. Bases 751 to 2580 code for a protein of 609 amino acids. Gene Ontology annotation, biological process: molybdenum incorporation into molybdenum-molybdopterin complex; gamma-aminobutyric acid receptor clustering; postsynaptic neurotransmitter receptor diffusion trapping. NCBI's taxonomy places the organism in Eukaryota, Metazoa, Arthropoda, Insecta, Hymenoptera, Formicidae. Gene Ontology annotation, cellular component: cytosol; postsynaptic specialization; postsynaptic membrane. The transcript is spliced from 11 exons. The record is from RefSeq and is a predicted model, not a curated record.
AUUUUUCAAUUAUUUUCAAUCAUAUAUAAAAUUUUAUUAUGUAGGUAUAACAAAAGUAUGUACUAUAUAACUUUAGAUUUGUUUUGUAACUAUAUUGAAAUAUAAGUAUGUUAACCCUUUUGUUAAUGUAAUAUUUUAGUUAUAUUAUUAUCAUAUUAUAUUAUUUUAUUAAAUCAAUUUUAUAUAAUAAUAUUUAUAUAUUAUUUAUAUAUAUAAAUUUUGAUUAUUUUAUUAUAUAUCAAAUUAUUUGAAAUUGUUUAAACGAUUAUAAAAUAGUAUUUGGCGGAUCUGCUAGGCUCCUGUAGUCAAUUUGUUGCAAAACUGUAUUAAUAAAAUAUAUAUACAGUUAAAAAUAAAGAGGUCACAUAUUUUCGAUUCGAUUUCAAUUGUAGUUCAAUCGAUAAUAUGAUACGAUAUAUUUUGAAUUAUAUUUGCCGCGUUUUCGUUACCAAAAACUUGUAGCAGAAAGUUUUGCCUGCAGAAAAUAUAUUCUCGACAAAACUCUUAUCAAAACAAGUAGCAAGAAGUAUGCCACACAUUAUACAUUCAAAACAAAAUUGACAUUAUUGAUUAUUGAUUACAGUCUAUUAUUAUUAAUACUUCGUAAAAAAUAAAUAUAAACAGUUUCUCAUCGAUAAGUUCCGUUUCCGUUGACAAUUUGAAGGACUACGGAUGACGAAUGGUUGAGAUCAUAUAUACAAACGAAGAUACGAACAGUAAAAAUCUUGCAUCAUAUAAGGGCGCAACAAGAUGUCAACAAAAGUUAUUACAUUUUUUAUUAUAGUUGUAGGUGACAAGGAUAAAUUAAAACAUUAUGUCCACCUAAUGAAAGAGAUCAUAUCUGAUGAUCUAGAAGGAUAUAUAAAUGAUGUUCAUUAUACACCAUGUAAUCUAUAUCAAAUACAGAAAUAUUUAGAAUCUUUAUGCGAUGCAAAUAAAGCAAACAUUGUUAUAAUCAUUGGUGAGCAUACGAAGUGUAAAUCUGCAGAAGAAAAUAUUGUGUGUAUGGCAACUAAAGUAGCUAUUAAUCAUUGUAAAAUUAUUUAUAAAGAUAUAACACCAGAUAUAUUAGAACUAGAAGUUCAAUUAAGGGACGUACUUUCUCAAGCUGUAUGUGGAAUACGAAAUAAUACAUUUAUUCUUAAUAUGUUUGGCAUGUGUUUAAUGGCAACAAUGUGUUUAAGAACACACAAAGAAAAAAUAUUGCAAAUUGCACAAAAAAUAAUGCAGGUUAACACAAUUAAUUCUAAUAAAUCUUCUGCAUGCAAUAUACCUAGCUUGUCUCUGGAAAAAAUCGAUUGGCUAAUAAAUGCAUAUAAAAUAACUUCAUCUUCUACAGUUACUGUACCACAAGCAAUACUUACAAUAGGUAGUAUAGUAGCUAGAGAACUCAGACAUCACAGAAAGAGCCUAAUAAUUCCUGAAUAUGUGAGUGUACAUGAUGCUUAUGGCAAAAUAUUAUUCGAAAACAUAUAUUCCAAAUGUAACGUGCCAUCAGUUAGAGUUUCUGCUAAACAGGGAUUUGCAAUAAUAGUAAAUGAUGAAAAAAAAACAAAGAAGAUAUUAGAACCAGGAAUUACAUCGAUACAACCUGGCACAUGUGUAAUGGUAAACAUUGGAGCACCUAUUCCCGAUAGAGCAACAGCAGUAAUAGAAAUUAAGAAUACAAAAAAAGUAAUUAAAAAAUAUGAUAAUACUGAUAAUAAAGAAUAUUGCGAGCAAGAAGAAAUCGAAAUACUAAGUCAUCCAAAAGAAGAAGAAAAUAUUAAACCUAUUGGUUGCGAGGUAAAGAUAGAAGAACCAAUUUUGAAUAAAAAUACGUGUAUUGGGGCAGCGGACAUAGGAAUAUUGACAUGUUGUGGUAUUGAUAAAGUUGCAGUCAUUAAACAUCAGUCUAUAGGUAUAUUGUCCAUUGGAGAUGAGUUAGAAAAACCUGGCAGGAUUUUAAAACCAGGACACAUUUAUGAUAGCAGCAAAUUAAUUCUAAUCACAUUAUUAAAACAACAUGGUUUCAAUGCUUUGAAUUUAGGAAUUGCGAAAGAUAACAUAAUAAGCAUAAUAGGCAAACUCGAAGAAAUUUUAGAAAAAGUGAAUAUAAUUGUGAUAAUAGGUGCUGCGAAAGAUAAAGAUUUAUUGAAGCCCAUUUUACGAGGACAUUUCAAUGCCGUGUUACAUUUUGGUGCCGUAAAUAUGAAACCAGGAAGAUCGACAACAUAUGCAACAUGCACAUUUAACUCCACAACGAAACAUUUUUUAUGUUUAUCAAAAAACUCGGCGAUUGUUCCCAUUGCUGCGCAUUUAUUUUUGUUACCUCUUCUUAAUGUUUCACGCUGCUUUCACAAAGAAUGGCCCUUAGUGGUAUCUCGUAUACAAUUAGCACCCGAACUGUAUUCGCGUCCUAAAUAUGUUUGGACGUCUUUAAAAUGGAACAAGGAAAAUACAUACCCCUGGAUUCACAACAUAUCAAAUCACUAUAACCAUAACACUAAUGCACUUUUAAGAUUGCCAUCUCGAACAAUGGAAAUGUCAAAGUUAUUACCUGAUGCAUUUAUAACAACGAUAUUUGUUGGCUCAAGAUAAUUCUGCCAAGAUAUUUUUCAUUAAAUUCACUAGCGAGAGUUUGCGCAUAUUUUACAAUAAUGGAUAUAUUUUUUUAAAGCUUAAAUAGAAUUAUUAUUAUUAUUAUUAUUAAAGUAAUAUAUAUUAUUUAUUUUAUUUCUAAUAAUUUUAAUUUGUACGAGAAAAUGUUAUUACUUUAAAAUAAUUUAUAUUUUAAAAGUUAUUAUGUAUAUUUUUAUAUUUUUACUAAUAAAAAUUAGUUUCUAGAAAAAAUACAAAAUUUCACAGAGAAAAAAAUAAU